Messenger RNA from Macrosiphum euphorbiae (potato aphid), 468 nucleotides. Lineage: Eukaryota; Metazoa; Arthropoda; Insecta; Hemiptera; Aphididae. The record is from the annotation of a GenBank genome assembly.
AUGUGGACUCCAACAAAAACAAACAAAUAUGGAGUUGUAAUAUACAACUGGCAUGGAGAUAAUCCUUAUGGGUUACAUCUUGAAAUUGGGGACACUGUCCAGAUCCUCGAACAAUGCUGUGGUUGGUUCAGAGGAUUUGUUACUAAAAAUCGAUCUGUUAAGGGUAUAUUUCCAUCUACAUACAUCCAUUUGAAGCCGUGUCGUGUUGAAAAUGAAGGAACUUUUGAAACAGCUAUACCAUUGGAAGAUAUGGUUGUCCGAGAAGUAUCAUUGGUUUUACGUGAUUGGAAUUGUAUUUGGAAGUCAUUAUAUGUGGAACGGGAAACAUAUAAAUUUAUUACAUUACGAAAAGUAAUGCGAGAGUUACUGGAAUGGAGAAAACAAUUAUUAACUGGAACAUUAACUCAAGAUCAAACAAGAGAAUUGAAAUUAAAAACAACUGCAAAAAUUGAUUGGGGAAACAGGUAA